UUAUCAUUUCAAGUUUUGUCAGUUUUCGUCAUUUGUUGGAUGAAAGGAGGAAUUGGAAAGCUUCCAUGAUGAUGUCCUUUACGCCUGGUGAACAACCAAAUAAGUAUCAAGUCCCCUUUGAUCCCCGAGAAGUAGAAGCACAAACUGCUUCUUCAAGUAUUGCAGGUGCAGGUAGUGGUGACUUUCAUACCUAUCGCAAGUUAAAACGAAAGGAAAUGGAACGUAUCUCGGAACUAGAAAGAGAAGCCAAAGAGGGAGAAGAAAAAGAGCAGUUCGAAAAGCAGAGACUUGAGAGAAUGAGGAAGGAAGAAGAAAGAACCUUGAAGAGAGCCUUAAAACGUAAGAAGAAGAAAGAAAAGCGAAAACAAAAGAAGGAAUAUACUCCGAAGGAGUUUAAUACGAUUUCGAAUGACUUGAACCACUCAAGUGCGGAUGAGAAAGAAUGCUGACGGAAGUUUUGUUCGAACAAACUGAUAAUUCUCUCGUAGCAAAUGAAUGCUGUUAUGGGGUAGGGAAGAAGUUUGUGUUACAAGGAAGGUUGAGUUGCUUUGUCCUUUUUAGCGACGUAGUGCAGGGAUAGAUUUGUUUCAUUGAAGUUUCCUGUAUAGUGAAUGGGACAACUUCCUUUUUAGAGAUUUAUAUGUUCGUUGCCUUUUAUUUCAGUUGAAAAGUGAUGGGAAUUGUACUAUUCAUUACGUUUUUUGCUGUUGAGAUGUUGAAUGGCAAGAAAAGUAAAGUCUUUUUGUAUUGA
Messenger RNA from Galdieria sulphuraria, 751 nucleotides. RefSeq lists its product as uncharacterized. Gene Ontology annotation, biological process: negative regulation of protein kinase activity. Gene Ontology annotation, cellular component: nucleolus. The coding region runs from base 66 to 449 and encodes 127 amino acids. The transcript is spliced from 3 exons. The record is from RefSeq and is a predicted model, not a curated record. NCBI's taxonomy places the organism in Eukaryota, Rhodophyta, Bangiophyceae, Galdieriales, Galdieriaceae. Gene Ontology annotation, molecular function: protein kinase binding; double-stranded RNA binding; protein kinase inhibitor activity.